Molecule: messenger RNA, 2406 nt
Organism: Paramisgurnus dabryanus
Lineage: Eukaryota; Metazoa; Chordata; Actinopteri; Cypriniformes; Cobitidae
Gene: fuca2
Product: alpha-L-fucosidase 2
Biological process (GO): glycoside catabolic process; fucose metabolic process
Cellular component (GO): lysosome
Molecular function (GO): alpha-L-fucosidase activity
Source: RefSeq, a predicted model, not a curated record
AGCAAUUCUCUCGCAGUACUUCGAUGUCAAAAGCUGAACUGUCUUGCACAAUGCACUUGUUUGUGAGAUGUUUAAAUUUGUUUCCGUAAAUCGUUUCAAAAGGAGGAAGUUCAACCAAUUCCGAAGUUUAAUCGUAUUUACAGACUUUUUGCAGGUGUAUAACUGACCACAUGCCGUUUUGUUGAUGGCCAUGUGACUUAAACAUCAUAUGAUCAGUGCAGAGCAACAACAACACGAUGGGUCACUUGAGUAUUUUAACGUUACCUCUUUAUUUACUUUUGUUCGGCAAAUGUUAUUGUCAAUACGAGCCCACCUGGGAAUCAAUUGACUCGAGACCUCUACCGGAAUGGUAUGAUCAAGCCAAAUUCGGUAUCUUUAUUCACUGGGGAGUGUUUUCUGUGCCCAGUUUUGGCAGUGAGUGGUUCUGGUGGUACUGGCAGGGCCGGCUGUUCCCCUCCUAUGUUGCUUUUAUGCUGGAAAAUUAUCCACCUGGAUUCCAAUACACAGAAUUUGCAUCGCAGUUUCGGGCCGAGUUCUUCGAUGCCAAGGAAUGGGUUGAUAUUUUUGCCUCAUCUGGGGCCAAAUAUAUAGUCCUGACAACCAAACAUCAUGAAGGUUUUACGCUGUGGGGUUCGAAGUACUCGUGGAACUGGAAUGCAGUGGAUGUCGGACCCAAACGGGAUUUAGUGGGUGAGAUCGCCACUGCUCUGCGAAAAUAUAGUGACUUGCGUCUGGGGCUUUACCAUUCCCUGUUCGAGUGGUUUCAUCCUCUGUACAACGAAGAUGCUAAGAACCAUUUUAACACCACUAAGUUCCCUACAAUGAAGACUUUGCCGGAGCUGUAUGAGAUAGUCAACCAGUACAAACCUGAUGUACUGUGGUCUGAUGGAGAUGGAGAUGCACCUGACUCUUACUGGAACAGCACAGGGUUCCUCGCUUGGCUUUAUAAUGAGAGUCCUGUUCGUGACACCGUCGUGACCAAUGACCGCUGGGGUUACGGCAGCAUAUGUAAACAUGGUGGAUUUUACACCUGUUCGGAUCGAUACAACCCAGGACAUCUGCUGAAACACAAAUGGGAGAACUGCAUGACCAUUGACCAGAAGUCAUGGGGCUACAGGAGAGACGCCAAACUCAGUGACUUCCUCUCCACUGAGCACCUGAUUGCAACUCUUGUUGAGACCGUGUCAUGUGGAGGGAAUUUACUGCUGAACGUGGGCCCGACACACGACGGUCGCAUCGUUCCCAUCUUUGAGGAGAGGCUGCGACAGAUAGGCCAGUGGCUCAGCGUGAAUGGAGAGGCGAUAUACAACACAAGUGCAUGGAGAGUUCAGAACGAUACCGUCACUCCUGGAGUUUGGUACACAUGGAAGCCCAAAGAGAAUGUGAUCUAUGCUACCUUACUUUCGUGGCCAAAUAGUGGAUAUGUUGUAUUGAGUGACCCCAUUGUUUCAGCAUCUACUCAGGUGGUGCUGCUUGGUUAUAAACCUCUACAGUGGGAUUCAGUCAAGCCUACAGGACUCCGGGUUUAUUUGCCCCAGCUGACCUUCAAUCAGAUGCCUUGCUCCUGGGCCUGGACUUUACGACUUACAGGUGUAGCGUAGCCAACAGACAGCAACACAGUUAUCAGUUUCUCUCAGGACUAAUGGAUGUCUAUUUGAAACACAAUAGCUUUUCAUGUAAUCAUUUUCAUUAUAAUAAAAUGCCAUAUCUGUCAGUUUAAUACAAACUGGAGGAAUUACUUAUAACUUUGCACCUUUUUUUUAUUUACAGCAUUUAUUAUGUUCUAAUAACCACUAUUACAGUUAACUUUUACUUAGGGGUUUAGUGGUAACACUUUACAAUAAGGUUGUAUUAGUAAACAAUAGUAAAUGCAUUAACUAACAUAAACAAACAAUGAACAAUAUUUAUUUUAGUUUAACAAUUACAACGCUUAAUUUUCUAAUCCCCGGUUUGACAGACAAGGCUUAAGGUUAGUCCUAGACUACAACACAUGUUUGAGCUGUUUCAACCAAAAAUAACUUGCACUGACAGAUCUUAAAAUAUGCCAGUGUCAUUGAUUUGUCUUAAGAUAUACACCAGUAAUGUCUUUUUCUAAGGCAUGCUUAAACAUCUUAAUUAAACUAAAGCUUAGUCCUGGCUUUAGUUAAGUUUUGUCUGUGAAACCAGGCCUGGAUGUAUUACUAAAUUACGAAAUUAACAUGAACUAAGAUUAAUAAAUGCUGUAGAAGUAUUCUCUAUUCAUUGUUAGUUAGUGUUAGCUAAUGCAUUAAAUAAUUAUUAACAAAUGCAACCUUUUUGUUACCGGGUUGGUGAUACGACAAAGCACUUUGCUGAAGAAUAAACUUUUGUGUGAACAUUAUUCUGCACUAUUUCUGCUAUGGACAUGAAUGAUACCUCACAUCGGAU